This is a messenger RNA of Miscanthus lutarioriparius, 627 nucleotides long. The record is from the annotation of a GenBank genome assembly. NCBI's taxonomy places the organism in Eukaryota, Viridiplantae, Streptophyta, Magnoliopsida, Poales, Poaceae.
AUGGUGGCCAACACCAAGCGCUGCCCCAAGUGCCGGCGGCCGAUCGAGAAGAACCACGGCUGCAACCACAUGACGUGCGGCGCGCCCUGCCGCCACCAGUUCUGCUGGCUCUGCUUCGACCCCUGGGACAACCACCGAGGCUGCACGCGCUACGACUACCGCCAGCGGCAGCAGGUGGAGGCCGCCGCCGCGGACGAGGAGGAGGCGCGCCGGAGGCAGGCCAAGGCGUCGCUGGACAGGUACCUGUACCACUACGAGCGGUGGGCGGGCAACGGCAAGUCGCUGCAGAAGGCGCUCGCGGACGCGGACGAGCUGGAGAGGUCGGAGCUCGGGAGGAUGGCCAGGAUGGUGGACGUUCCGGCGAUGGAGCUCGGGUUCGUGACCGAGGCGUACCGGCAGAUCGCCGACGGCCGGCGCGUGCUGCGGUGGGCUCACGCCUACGCCUACUUUUUGUUCCUUGACCCGGAGCGCGACGCGGCCAAGCGCGACCUGUUCGACGACCUGCAGAGCCAGGCGAACCGGUGGCUCGAGUGCCUGCACAGCUGCGCCGAGCUGGAGAGGAAGGAGCUCUUCGGCGGUGGUGCCAAUGCCAUUUCAAAGACUGUUGCUACUUCGAAGCUACUAUAA